GACUGAGCGAUAUUUCGGUAAAUAUCAAACAAAAGGUAACCACUGUAAUUAAAAACACUAGUGGGAGUUUUUCAACAUCUUUAGAAUUUUUAAUUGUUCCUUCGAUUACAAAUUUGACGAUAAUUAAUCCGGUUGAAGUAUCUAAUAUAAAGAUUCCAUCGGAUAUUAAUUUGGCUGAUCCAGAGUUUAACACACUAAAGGAAGUAGAAUUAAUUAUAGGUUGCGAGCUCUUUUUUGAAAUUUUAAAGCCAAAUCAGCUUCGAUCGGCAUGUAGUAAUUGGUUGUUUCAAGAAACUGUAUUUGGUUACAUUGUCGUGGGGAGCUCCGAUAAUAGUACAAAAAGAGCAUAUUGUGGAUUAACGCUUAGUUCAGAUAUAAAUUCGGAAAGCCUUGAUAAACAGCGACAAGCAUUUUGGAAUAUAGAAACUGUUGAGGAGCCCUCUGUUGAACAUAGUGUCGAAUUUGAGUUAUGCGAAACUCAAUAUAAAAAUACUCAUUAUCGAAAUCAUGAAGGGCGUUACAUAGUACAGUCGCCUUUAAAAGCGGAUCCCGCUUCGCUCGGUGAUUCUAAAGCCGUUGCCGAAAUGCGUUUAAAUCAGUUGUGGAAAAAACUUUCGAAAGAUGAUGAGUUGCAAUCACUUUAUGAAACAUUCUUAACGGAAUAUGCUGACUUGCAGCAUAUGCAAUUAGUUGUAGAACCUCUUGAUAUAACCGCUUCAUAUUUUUUACCUCAUCAUGGUGUACUUCGCCCAGAUAGUAAAACCACUAAGUUGACAGUGGUAUUUAACGCUUCCUCCAAAACGACAUCGGGUCUUUCUUUAAAUGAUAUUUUGUACUAG
This is a messenger RNA of Parasteatoda tepidariorum (common house spider), 839 nucleotides long. The record is from RefSeq and is a predicted model, not a curated record. Lineage: Eukaryota; Metazoa; Arthropoda; Arachnida; Araneae; Theridiidae.